GCCGCCAUGGCCAGCGAAGAGCUGGCGCGGAAGCUGCAGCGCAGGCUGCGACGCGCCGAGGCGGAGGAGCCCCAGCCCGCGCCCCACACCGCGCCCGCACCGCCCGAGUCCGCGCCCCUCGCCGCGCCUGCACCGCCCGAGCCGCCCGCCCGAGUGCCCGCAGCCAGCGCUGAUGCGGAGCUGAGCGCGCAGCUGAGCCGGCGGCUGGACAUCCACGAAGGCGCCGCGCGGCCCCGCCGCUGCAGGGUCUUCAACCCUUACACCGAGUUCCCGGAGUUCAGCCGCCGCCUCAUCAAGGACUUGGAGAGCAUGUUCAAGCGGUAUGAUGCCGGGCGGGACGGCUACAUUGACCUGAUGGAGCUGAAGCUGAUGAUGGAGAAGCUGGGGGCCCCCCAGACCCACCUGGGCCUGAAGGGCAUGAUCAAAGAGGUGGACGAGGACUUUGAUGGCAAGCUUAGCUUCCGUGAGUUCCUGCUCAUUUUCCACAAGGCUGCAGCAGGGGAGCUGCAGGAAGACAGUGGGCUGAUGGCACUGGCAAAACUCUCCGAGAUUGAUGUUGCCCUCGAGGGUGUCAAAGGUGCCAAGGACUUCUUUGAAGCCAAGGUUCAAGCCUUGUCAUCUGCCAGUAAGUUCGAAGCCGAGUUAAAGGCUGAGCAAGAGGAGCGGAAACAGAAGGAGGAGGAGAGGAGACUCCGCCGGGCAGCAUUCCGGGAACUCAAGGCGACUUUCAGUACAUAGUCCUGUCGACCUCGAUCUCCAUCCACAGCUGUGCCUUAUAGAUGCCCCUGGGAGAGAUGGCUGCCCCUCACCACACUGGGCUCCUCCUCGCUCUCCUCACCCACCCACCUUUCAAUGCAAACUGCUUAGACAGCCUCACAAUGGUGGCAAAGUCUUCCCCAUGUCCGAGCCGCCCCAGAGGGUCCUGGGAUGGCCAGGUGCCCUGCUCUCCUCUCUCCCACCUUCCUUCCUCUGAUAGCCACAAGUUGCCUCCUUUUGGCAGCCUGUACAUUUUCCUUGUCCCUUUACCAUUCCUCGUCAGAGAGUGGUAUGCUGUGCUCAUCUGUACAACUACUUCUUUCUUUCGUGGUCCUCAGAGAAGAUAGUGCAGUCCCCAGAGGACUGGAGUUUUAACGUUGCCCAUUUUCUUGGAGAAUUCUCUGUACCCCUCCCACCUUGUUUCCCUUCCAGUUUCCUUGUUUUCGCUCUUAGCUUGAUUGCUUUGGCCUCUUCUCUCCUUUGGUGCUGCUGGGGCUUAAGGGAGGCUGCGGUAGACCACUACCCACUCCCUCUCCAACAGGGGGAGUGGUUCACUGCUGAGAGGACACAAAAUAGAGAAGAGGUGGGAAGUUCGGUCCCUUCCCAUCGGCCUUCCUCCUGUCCCCUUUGCAUCUGCCCUGGAUGUUUUCCCAUUUCAGCCUUUUUCCAUCCUUAAAUACUGUGCUACUUAACUGUAAGAAUGCAAGAGUAAUUAGAAUUAAUAAUAUUGAGUGAGGAGAAGAAUUCUUGUUCAACUCUAACUCUGUGCAAAUUAUACUAGGCCCCUGGCAUUCCAAUGCCACAAGUCCAGGACCUUCCAAAAUUCUGAACAUCAUGGCCAUGCUCAUCAGCCAGCCAGUGUCCAAUAUCUGCUCCAAGGUUUUGAGGUGAAGAUGUUCUUACCCACCAUGGUAAUUUUUUUUUUUUUAUGUCGUUAGCUCUUGUUUUCUCCUCACAAAUAUCAGGAGUUUGCUGUAUUUUCAAAAAAUAAUUUCUCAUGUAGUAUUUAUUCACUUUUGUAGCUGCUGUCUUUUCAAUAAAGGAAAUGUUCUCCCUUACAGCUGUUUCUUAUUAAAUAAACCAUGCAAAUGGA
Loxodonta africana (African savanna elephant) is the source of this 1849-nucleotide messenger RNA. RefSeq names its product EF-hand domain family member D1 (gene EFHD1). The transcript has 4 exons. The record is from RefSeq and is a predicted model, not a curated record. NCBI's taxonomy places the organism in Eukaryota, Metazoa, Chordata, Mammalia, Proboscidea, Elephantidae. Gene Ontology annotation, molecular function: calcium ion binding; calcium ion sensor activity. Gene Ontology annotation, cellular component: mitochondrial inner membrane. Bases 7 to 738 code for a protein of 243 amino acids.